Prunus mume (Japanese apricot) is the source of this 3519-nucleotide messenger RNA. Its product is annotated as receptor-like protein kinase HERK 1. The record is from RefSeq and is a predicted model, not a curated record. NCBI's taxonomy places the organism in Eukaryota, Viridiplantae, Streptophyta, Magnoliopsida, Rosales, Rosaceae. Gene Ontology annotation, biological process: protein phosphorylation. Gene Ontology annotation, molecular function: protein kinase activity; ATP binding.
UAAAAUAUAGAAACAAAAGACUCCUUAUAUUAUUUUUCUUCUGUUUUUUCGGACGGAUAUUUUUCUUUUCAGUUGCGUUGCAUCUUCUCUUGUCCUUUUUAUCCCUGGAAUUUACUUUCCCAUCAAGGGUAUAGAUUGUAUCACUCGAGUCUCUCUCUACCAAAACAAAGUCAGCCCUCAGAACACACAGCUGGUUUGUAAUUUAUUUUAUUAGCACUCAUUUCGCCACAAAUUUUAAUUUGAUUGGUAUCGUUUUCGUUAGUUUAAUGCAUAAAAGAAUCUUUGAACCUGUCAGUAUCCAUCUAAGGUUGUCAUCUAGUUCAAACCAGCUUGUGUUUUGCCAGAUUUGCACACAGUAACUGUUUUCCUCUAUUUUGCAUAAUAGAGAAAAAACUGUUCUUGAACUCUGAUAGAAGGGUUCAUCAGAUUUGUUUUUGCUUUGUGCUCAGGAAUUGCACAUCGCUCACUUGAUCUUAAAGGUGACAUCUUUUCACUUCCUCAAUUCUCUUCCUGGGUUUUCAUUUAAUUUCUGGUUUUUUAUUAGUUGAAUCUCUAUAUUGCUUUUCCUGUUUAAGAACCCAGAUCAUUUUGGUCCCAAAUAAGCUCAACCAAACCUAAUCUCUUGGUUCCUCAGUAAAUUUCCCAACUUUUUGAUGAUGGGUUAUAGGAAAUUUGAUCUGUUCAUCUGGGUUUUGUCAGUCUUGUGUUUGGGAUGGUUGUGUACUGGAUUUAAUCCUGCUGACAAUUACCUUAUAGACUGUGGAUCGCCUGCCAAUACUUCAGUGGGUGACCGUGUCUAUGUAGCAGAUAAUUUGGCUUCAAAAUUUCUUUCAACCCCAAAAGAUGUUGUUGCCAAUAUUUCUUUGAAAUCAAUCACUCCCUUUGACGAUUCGCCACUGUAUCUAACGGCAAGAAUCUUUACUGAAUCCUCAAAGUACACCUUUUCCAUAAGCCAGAGUGGGAGACACUGGAUCCGCCUUUACUUCUAUCCAUUUGUUUAUGGUGGUUACGAUUUGAGCAAAGCGAAGUUCUCUGUUUCCACCCAAAACCAUGUUCUCCUUGGUGAUUUCAGUGUUCAAAACGCUUCUCUUGUCAAAGAAUUUUCAGUAAAUGUAACUUCAGAUAGCCUUGUUAUUACCUUCACCCCUUCCAAGAAUUCAUUUGCAUUCUUAAAUGCCAUAGAAGUUGUUUCAGUCCCCGACCAACUGAUCACUGAUGAUGCCUACACUGGGUCAGUGAAAUUCCAGGGUUUGACGACUCAGGCUUUGGAGACAUCUUGGAGGGUGAAUAUGGGUGGACCAACAGUGUCCUUUGAGAAUGAUACCCUCUGGAGAACUUGGGUUCCUGAUCAAAGUUUUCUAGUAAAUGCGAACCUUGCCAAAGAUGUCUCAAAUAUUGCAGCUGUUAACUAUGAUGUGGGUUCGGCAUUGGCAACCAAGGAUAUUGCUCCACAAACUGUCUAUGGAACCCUCACUGAGAUGAAAUCCGCGGAUGAUCCCAACAGCAAUUUCAAUGUGAGCUGGGAGUUCACAGUGGAUCCAGGAUUUCAGUACCUUGUUCGGUUUCACUUUUGUGAUGUAGUAAGUAAAUCUCUCUAUCAGCUGUACUUCAAUGUAUAUCUUGACUCUUUGAUUGUUGCUCGAGAUCUUGAUCUGAGUACUUUAGCAACUAAUAAGUUGGCUGUGCCAUAUUACAUGGAUUAUGUCACAACAUCUGCUGCUGUCAGCAAUAAGCUCCGUAUUAGUAUUGGCCCUUCCCCUUUAAAUAAUGCUUAUCCCAAUGCCAUUCUAAAUGGGCUUGAGAUUAUGAAAAUGAACAAUUCAGCAGGCAGCCUCAGUGGAGCAAACUCUCUAGUUCCUUCUUCAAAUUCAAGUUCAAAAGGUAACGUCGGAGUAAUAGUAGGUGCCAGCGUUGGGUCAUUUAUUGCAGUGGUAUUGGCUGCGAUUCUCUUUGUUUUUUGCAGAAGAAGGAAAAGACUGGCAGACCAGGGCCAUUCUAAGACAUGGCUUCCCUUUUCCAUUAAUGGAACCAAUUCUCACACCAUGGGAAGUAAAUACUCAUAUGGAACAACUGCUAGUGCUGCUUCUAACUAUAGCUAUCGUUUUCCUUUUGGGGUUGUACAAGAGGCUACAAAUAACUUUGAUGAGAGUUGGGUUAUUGGAAUCGGUGGUUUUGGGAAGGUAUACAAAGGAGUCUUAAAUGAUGGAACUAAAGUGGCUGUCAAGAGGGGAAAUCCACGGUCUCAACAGGGACUUGCAGAGUUCAGGACUGAAAUUGAGAUGCUAUCUCAAUUCCGUCACCGCCAUCUUGUCUCAUUGAUUGGGUAUUGUGAUGACAAGAGUGAGAUGAUUCUGAUAUAUGAAUAUAUGGAGAACGGAACCUUGAAGAGUCAUCUCUAUGGCUCAGGUUACCCCAGCUUAAGUUGGAAGCAAAGGCUUGAAGUAUGCAUUGGAUCAGCUAGAGGACUUCACUACCUUCACACUGGCUAUGCAAAAGCAGUUAUUCAUCGUGACGUGAAAUCUGCAAAUAUCUUGCUUGAUGAAAACCUCAUGGCGAAGGUUGCUGAUUUUGGGCUUUCCAAGACGGGGCCUGAAAUCGAUCAAACCCAUGUCAGUACAGCAGUGAAAGGGAGUUUUGGAUACCUUGAUCCUGAAUAUUUUAGAAGGCAACAACUGACAGAGAAAUCAGAUGUGUAUUCAUUUGGGGUGGUUUUGUUUGAGGUCCUUUGUGCAAGACCUGUUAUAGAUCCGUCCCUUCCAAGGGAAAUGGUGAACUUGGCUGAAUGGGCAAUGAAAUGGCAGAAGAAGGGGCAGUUGGAGCAAAUAAUAGAUUCUACCCUUGCAGGAAAAAUCAGACCAGAUUCUCUGAGGAAAUUUGGAGAAACCGCUGAGAAAUGCUUGGCUGACUAUGGUGUUGACCGGCCCUCCAUGGGAGAUGUGUUGUGGAAUCUAGAGUAUGCCCUUCAACUUCAAGAGGCAGAAAUUCCAGGUGAUGCUGAAGAAAAUAGUACCAAUAUGAUUGGCGAGCUAUCCCCGCAAGUCAACAACUUCAACAAUGUUGACGCAAAUGAUUCUGCUGCACAGUUUGAAGUCUCAAGUGUGGAUGAUCUUUCAGGUGUUUCUAUGAGUAGAGUAUUCUCACAGCUGGUGAAAUCUGAGGGUAGGUGAUUUUUCUGAGAGAGUUCUAUGAGUUUUAGCUUCUCUUCUGGUAACACUUCUUUUGUGGAGUUUCCUGAUGAAACUUGAUGAAGCAUUCUGAGUUAUCCUUGUGUACAGAAGGGGUGGUGGUUUGAGUGUGUUUUUUAGAUUCAUAAGGAUUUUUAUGUAACGUGUUUAUUUCUUAUUGAUAUUCCACACCAUAUGAAGCAAAAGUUCGGGGGUGGGAUGGUUUUUGUACGCUUUCCUUCACACAGCUAUCUAUCACGAGGCAUUCGUAUGAUGAGGUGAUUGUGAGAGUAAGUCGUGUACGUGUCCCACUCAGGACUUUCUCCAUAUGAAAGCUGGUAAAAGGUUUAUUUAA